AUGAGUUACUCAUUCUUCUGUAAAGAGCCAGAUGGUUUCCGCCAGGUUUCCGCCAGGUUUCCGCCAGGUUUCCGCCAGGUUUCCGCCAGGUUUCCGCCAGGUCCUACAGCUUCGCUUUCCGGUUUGGAUUCUGUGGUGAAGAGGAGCCCUCGCAUCAGAGGAGCGUCGCCAGAGCAUGUACUGCCGAGGGCUGAGCCUGGCCUUGCGUUCUCCACCAAGUCCCUCUUCACGUAUCACUGCACCCGCGUUGGCCUUAACUUAGCCUCACUUUGGGACCCCUCCCCACAGGUUCCAAAGGCCUGUAGGCCUCAGGUGAAUUUCACCUUUAAAACUGAGAGUUUGGAGUUUCGGGCGUCAUGCAGAAACCAGACGCAGCAACCAGCCAGUAUUAGUGAAAAGAUAAAAUCAGCUCUGAAGAAAGGUGUGGGGCGUCGCCUUAUCCCUCUCUGCCGGCCUCUUCUGUGGAUGUAUUCUUCCUGCGGUUCCUUCACUGCUGGUGCUGGUCUGAAAAUCAAGAAACCAUCAAAUCCUGCUCUGCCUGCCCCACCGCCACCGGUACACCUACACUCCAACUCUGACUGUCCACCCAAAAUGAAGACUGCCCGCUGUGUCAUAAAACUCAGAUGGGACAGAUACGAAAGACUGCAGUCUGAGCCCUCUCCUAUCACCAGGCAAAUCCUGAGUCUGAAGUCACCUUAAAUUCGGCCACGGGGAUGAGAAGUAAGAGAUAAGAAGACCUACAGUAUCGGAAAAGGAAUUUACAAGACAGAAAAAUGUAAGCAGCACUUGAGGCUGGCAUUAAAAUACACAUACUGCUGGUGUGAAAGAAAAAGAAGAUGGCAAAAGGCCAAGUAGCUCAAGGUGAUUUAAAGAGGCAUAGAAAGAAAAGG
Messenger RNA from Fukomys damarensis (Damara mole-rat), 890 nucleotides. RefSeq lists its product as uncharacterized. Bases 1 to 699 code for a protein of 232 amino acids. The transcript is spliced from 4 exons. Lineage: Eukaryota; Metazoa; Chordata; Mammalia; Rodentia; Bathyergidae. The record is from RefSeq and is a predicted model, not a curated record.